Vollenhovia emeryi is the source of this 1562-nucleotide messenger RNA. It is a transcript of the gene MED18, whose product is annotated as mediator of RNA polymerase II transcription subunit 18. Gene Ontology annotation, molecular function: transcription coregulator activity. Bases 374 to 1039 code for a protein of 221 amino acids. The transcript has 3 exons. Gene Ontology annotation, biological process: regulation of transcription by RNA polymerase II; termination of RNA polymerase II transcription. Gene Ontology annotation, cellular component: mediator complex; core mediator complex. NCBI's taxonomy places the organism in Eukaryota, Metazoa, Arthropoda, Insecta, Hymenoptera, Formicidae. The record is from RefSeq and is a predicted model, not a curated record.
UCACCACGGUACCUAACCUCUAAUUGUACUCCAACUUGUCCUAAACGACAGUUGUGAAUAUUUUCACAUCCGUGCGUCUCACACGCUUCCCUUUUCAACGCUACGCGUAAGCUACGGAGAGAAUUGUAGAACACGCACGCAACUUACCCGAAAGCGUUGCGUUUCAAUCGCGACGCUCGCGAAUCCGUGAAUUAGCGGUUCAUUUCGCGUUGAGGUUAGACCGACGAAGUAAAUUUCCCCGGAGUCUUCGGGGAAAGAGAGGAAGACCAUGCGCCCGGCUGUGUAGCGGACGAUAAGAGCGAAGGGACGCCCCUCGUCCUCGCUCGUCUCAUUCAACAGUGUGCGACUCUUCUCGCGACCGACACAAUCCAGCAUGACCGCGCCGAUCAGCACUGCCAUGGAUAGCCUGAGCGCCGCUCUCAAGUCCAACAUCAUCCCCAACCAGGAGUACCUGCUUCAGGGCUCGGUACUGGAUUCCUCCGUGGAAGUGUUGCUGCACAGACUUCGCGGCUUGUGCGACAACGUGGACCACGGGCCAGAGGGCUUCAACGACCACGAGAUGUGCUUCAGCAUCCGCAGGGGCUCCCCGCAGGAACAGCCGCUGCUGCUGCGAGUGCGACGUGCUGUGGAUCCGGGCUACGCGGACAUGCCGUGGCAGCUGCGCUACAUCGGCCAGCCCGAGCUGGGCGACAAGUCGCGGCCGACGAUCGUUCGCAGCAGCAUCGACAUCGCCACCAGCAACACCGUGGUGGAGUUCCUGACCGAGCUGGGCUGCAAGCUGGACUUCGAGUACAUUACCCGCGGCUACAUGUUCCGCAAGGGUCGGAUGAAGAUCACCGUAUCGAAGAUCAUCAAGGUGAACCAAGGUAAAGUCCUGGAGCCGAUGUCGGAGAUGAUUUCGCAGAGUUACCUGGUAGAACUGAGCGUGUUGGCUCCCAGCGGACAGGACGCCAUUGCGGAGGACAUGAGGAUAUUCGCGGAACAGCUGCGACCUUUGGUACAAUUGGAGAAGAUCGAUUACAAACGAUUAGUUCAUUAAUUGGAAUAUUGUUCCGUCACAAGAAAUCGCUUCUAGAUGAGAUCUCGUGUGAACUUUAGUACGUCGAAAAAUGGAGAUAUUCGCCUUGUAGUGUGCUGAAUAAAAAGACGACGGAAUUUUUCGGUAAUUUAAGAAAAUUGACAACAUUUCUUAUUUUAUUAUUAAGAGUAUUCUUAAUAAUUUCUUAUUUUAACAAGAAUUUUGAACAAACGGAUAAGAAUUUGGUUAAAAAUUGAUUAGUCGAAUCGAAGUCCUUUUGAUGUUGAUGCGCAAAUAAGCGGUUGAUAUCAAAUACUGAUAUUUUUGUCAUCUUUGAUCUUGUCAUAGCUAUUUUUAUGUAAAUGGCUCAAUUAUGAAGUGCGCUGUGUGCGACAUAAAACUGGCCAGAAGAUAUAGAAGUCUUAUAGAAAUAUAUAUUUUUAUUUAAGGGUUUAUUUUCAUUCAGAGGCCAAAUUGACUGCUUUUGGAAGUGGAUUGUGAAGACGUUAUACAACCGAUUGAAAUAAAUCUUUAUUUGUUUUAA